Molecule: messenger RNA, 306 nt
Organism: [Candida] anglica
Lineage: Eukaryota; Fungi; Ascomycota; Pichiomycetes; Serinales; Debaryomycetaceae
Source: the annotation of a GenBank genome assembly
AUGGAGGCAAACGAUUUGAAAAGAAGUAGUUCAGUAGAAGUGCCUGAGGUCAAAAGAACUAAGGGUUCUUCUACACCCCCUAUUCACGAAAUGGUUGGUGGUUCAUCAGUUAGGCAAUAUUUAAAUCAACAUCUCACUCAACACUUACUUGCAGGAUUGAAAGAAAUUGGCAAUACCAAACCAGAAGAUCCAUUGAGAUGGUUAGGAGAAUACUUAAUAAAGAAAUCUGACGAGGAGAAAUCAACCAAAACUGAAGACUUAAAGGAAGAAGAAGAAGAAGAAGAAGUAAAAUCAACUGAAAUAUAA